This is a messenger RNA of Podarcis lilfordi (Lilford's wall lizard), 5707 nucleotides long. Lineage: Eukaryota; Metazoa; Chordata; Lepidosauria; Squamata; Lacertidae. The record is from the annotation of a GenBank genome assembly.
AUGGGGGCUGCUCGUGAUCAGGGUCCAUGUUUGGCCGCCAUUUCGGAAACGCUUGUCUGUAGGAAAAGGUGAGUCUUUGGGGCGCUUCAGAGGACAAGAGGGGUGAUGAAAGGGGAAUCUCGGGUGCCGGUAACAUUUAUAGGGCGCAGACAUAAAUGGGGCGGGGGGCGAAGGGAAAGGCCCUUCUAUGGUAACGUCUCCUCUGCGCGCGCGCUUCUCGCGCGGGGGGCGGUGCAGAAGAGAGAAAGAUGAAUGAAGCGCGGGACUCUGCGGUUGCCGCUGCGCGUGUUCCCGAUUGGGCGGGGCUACUCUCGUGCUCUGCGGAAGUGGAAACCGCCGUGCUCUUCCCUUUGCCCCGCCCGUUGCCGCAGGUGAGCAGCUCAGAACUGCUUUCGCAGGAGCCCCUGUAUGAAGGCUAAAGCCGGGCGCUGUUGAGCAAAGGGCCUCCGGUAGAAGGGGCCUUGCUCCUACUAUUGUGUAGCGAUGUGUUUUACACACACAGCCCUCACCCUCAAGCUUGGGGAUGUAUAUGUGGGUCAAAACUUGAAAUACCUGGAACGUCAUGUCUGAUACCUGUUGUACUCUGAUCCCCCUCCUGCCCUUCCUUUGAGACGAAACUUUGGGACUCUAGCCAUUAUUCAAACCUGAAAGCCGGAAUAGAAUGUAUUAAUCAUUCCCCCUCCAUCCAGAUAACUCAGUGUUCAGUGGAGUGAAUGACAAAUGGAAAGCGUUGCUUCACUUGGCCAGUUAAUAAUGUUAACCCUUCUGUUUCUCCAGUCACAAUUAUAUAGUGGUACCUCGGGUUACAUACGCUUCAGGUUACAGACUCCGCUAACCCAGAAAUAUUACCUUGGGUUAAGAACUUUGCUUCAGGAUGAGAACAGAAAUCAUGCUCCAGCGGCAGCAGGAGGCCCCAUUAGCUAAAGUGGUGCUUCAGGUUAAGAAAAGUUUCAGGUUAAGAAUGGACCUCUGGAAUGAAUUACCGUAAGUUCUUAACCCGAGGUACCACUGUAAUCAGUUUGUCUGGAAACCAGCAAUAUCUGUCAGGUUGUGUUUAUAGUCUACUUUCCCUUCCAGCACAGAAAUGACCCGAGCUUAACCAAAGGAGAGCAACGCUAUUCUAUAAGGAUACAAGCACCACAUCUUAUGUGUUUCUGCAGUUUAGGUUAUGCUGCAAGUAUAUUAAAACGAACGCUUUAUCUAGUAAAGAUAAUAGUGCUAAAUUACAGUGGUGCCCCGCAAGACGAAUGCCUCGCAAGACGGAAAAACCGCUAGACGAAAGGGUUUUCCGUUUUGAAGUUGCUUCGCAGGACGAAUUCCCCUAUGGGCUUGCUUCGCAAGACGAAAAUACCUUGCGAGUCUUGAGAUUUUUUUCGCUUUUCCCCCUUUAUCUAAUCUGCUAAGCCUUUAAUAGCCUUUAAUAGCCUUUUAGCAGCUAAUCCCUAAGCCUUUAAGCCUUUAAUAGCCGCUAAACAGCUGAUAGCGCUAAUAGCGCUAAUCCCUCAAUGGGCUUGCUUCGCAAGACGAAAAAACCGCUAGACGAAGACUCUUGCGGAACGGAUUAAUUUCGUCUUGCGAGGCACCACUGUAUUUGACACCAAUAGGCCAGUCUGUUGUGCACAAUUUGAAGCUUACUGCUUUGCAAGCUUAAGUUGCUGCACUGCUUUGGACAUUAUAGAGGUUUAUAACAUAGGUAAUGUAAAGAACGUGGAUUGUGUACUUGUUCCCUUUCAUAUUUGUAGUCCUUCAAUGAAAGAGAUUCAAGUCACAUAAAGUAUUUCCCCCACAUGUAUAAAUAACUUAGGAAGAUGUAGGGAUAGCCACUACAGUGGUACCUUGGGUUAAGUACUUAAUUCGUUCCGGAGGUCUGUACUUAACCUGAAACUGUUCUUAACCUGAAGGACCACUUUAGCUAAUGGGGCCUCCCGCUGCUGCCGCCGCCGCACGAUUUCUGUUCUCAUCCUGAAGUAAAGUUCUUAACCCGAGGUACUAUUUCUGGGUUAGCGGAGUCUAACCUGAAGCUUAUGUAACGUGAAGCGUAUGUAACCCGAGGUACCACUGUAUUUGAUGGUUUUAAAAGGGGAUAAGAACAAUUUACAGAGACCAGGUCUAUCAAUAGCUAUUAAUCAUACUGGCUAUGUGAAACCUUCAGAUUCUGCUUGAAAGAGUUAUGGCCUUUUUGAUUUCCUUGAGCUAUUUUGUCAGCCACUGUAAUCGAUGGACAAGCACACUUACCUACUGUUACCACAUGCUUAGUUUUGUUGGUGCCCUUUUGGUCAUUAGUGUGUCACAUAGAUAAGCCAACUGUGGGCUCUUGUGAUUUGCAAUGAUAAAUAGACCUGCCAAACCUAGUAGGGGUUCUCAGCAGUGCAGUAGCAUCAGUUAGGCCCAUUUAUUGGACUAUGCUACUGGUCAACCAAGAUAAGAAGCACACACACAAUAUUCACUGUUAAUAUGAUCAGAUAUGUAUGUAUGUAUGUAUGUAUCAGAUACUUAUAACUCAUAAGUAUGAGUUAUGCUGGGUUGGUAGGACAUGUGACCAAGCUGAACAGAGUUUCACAUAAUGGAUAAGUGUCCCUGCGGAAUGCCUCUUUUUCAGGACUUAGGCCAACCUCAAAUCAGAUUUCUCUAACAGGAACCUAAGAGUAGAAAUUCAGGGAAUAGUAAGCAUAAAAUGGUUGCUAAAUUUCUGCUGGUUUCUUGUAUACUGGCUUACAUUGUGUCAGUUAUAAUCUUCCCAUCUGAAGAAGAAGAGUUCAUGGUUCAGUGGUAUAGUGGAAAGAAAAGAGGGGAACAAAUUGCUGCUUGUGGGGAAUGGUUCCUUCUUAAGCAGUGCAGACUUUGGAAAUGUUCCAUGAAAGUUUUCUAAAUGUUCCAAGCCACUGCUAUAAAGACGAAUGUGGAGGGAAGGAAUUCCAGGAACAGACCUUGUUGAUAGGCAUACUUUGCUGUCUUCACUUUUUCUUGAGAAGCUCUCUGCGGGUUAAGUAAGGCAUGCAACAAAACAUUAUUCAGUUCCCCCACCCACCCACAGAUAAGUUCAAUAUUUCAACAGUAAAAAAAUAUACCAAAAUAUUACAUCAAUUUAUCUGCAGUGUUUGCCACAGCUGUGAAUCAAAGGUUGGAUGGUGAGGUUAGAAAGCAGAAAGUGUACAACUAAUGGUAAUAACAGCUUAGGAGAAAGUGACAAGAAGAGCUGAGAAUGGAGAGGGUUUUAUUUUUCAGCUGCUCUUGGCUGGUUUCCCAGUUGCUUGAGGAGCAAUAUGAGUGGGGCAAGCCAACCAGCAACCAUGAAACCAUGGUUAGAAAACUGUCAGACAAAAUGCUAAACUAUAGUUAAAGUCAGCAACAAACCAUGGCUUUUUUGUUAACAGACCAUAGUAAAGUGCUUGACUGAAGUCACAUGUAAUGUUAAACUGUGGUUUGAUAUGAUGUGCAAACCAGGUCAAGAGUUGAUAUUGAGUUAGGUGGACCAGUGGUCUGACUCUGUGUACGUCAGUUUCCUAAGAGAUAACUAAGGGUCAGUUCUGAAAAUAUAGGGGAAUUCCCCCCCCUCCUUUUUUGUCCAGUACAGAUAACCUGUGACUUAUGUUCAUUUAACACAUGCAAGUUCAACUUUAUACAUUUGGCUCAAAAAAAUUAAAGGGGAAUAGGUGUCCAGCAAUCCUACCCACCAAUGCACUCACCUUGAGAGAGUGUUCAGAGGGGGCAGUUGGAGAGUGUGAGCAACCUUGCAGACAGUGUGGAGGGGGAAAGUGUGAGCUGCUUUUGGAGAGUGUGCUGAGGUGCAGGGAGAGACCAAUUGUCUGUUUCUGUAUUUAUCUUCUUGAACAGAUGUGUUCAAAUCCUGUUUAGAGCUGAAACAUAUUGUCUGGUAAAUUGUCACUCAAAUUAUUUUAAUGUUAAAAAAAAUAAUUGUCGACAUACACCUCUGAAGUUCGUAGAGUGUGCACAAACACUUAUUAUGAACAUUGUUGAAGCUUGUUAGCCACUGUUAAAAUAGAAAUUUCACAGGGAAAAGAAGAUACUUACCAUAUUAUGCAAUAUCCAAAGGCCCUAAUCAGAUUUCAUGUUGAAAUGAGGAAUUUCUGCCCUUUGCCCUUCAGAACUUCUGACAUCUGUUGCUAAGCAACAUUUACAUUCCUCAGUAAUCAGCUACAAAUUUGAAUAAAUAACUGGUACCAAAGAAAAUUAAACAGCUCUGCCUAAAUGCAUGUAUUAAGUCAUUUCUUAGUCACCUAUCUGUCCCAAAUUGCCUUCUGAGUUGUACAUAUUAAAAACAAAAUAGCAUGACACUAAAAAAACUUGGGUAAAAAGUUAAAAACAAACCAUAACUCCACAAAGCAACAAUGGUGCAAAUAAAUUACACCAUUACACAAAAUUAAUUUAGUUAAAAUCAAUCUAGCUAAAUUUUUAAAUAUAAUGAAGCUGGAAUCAACAGAACAUUAUUUUGUGAGGAAUCAUUUUCCCCCUGUCUGCAAAAACUAAAGAGGACAGGGAUAGCAUUAAUUUCUCAAUAUUAACUGCUAAGCCAAAGUCAUCAAAGUUUGAAACAAACGUGAUAGAUGGACCCUGUUCUGUUAAUUUCUGUCAGAUUUUAUUAUGUUUAAAAAUACAAUUUAAAAGUGUGUGUGUAUAUGUAUAUAUAAUAGAGCAAUCUUUUUCAUAUAAAGUUACUGUCUUCACUUUGUUUAUGAAAUAAAUACUCUUUUAAUGGAUUUUUAAAAGUUAAGUUAAAAAAUAGGGAUGCAAAGAAGUAAAAACGAUAUUUCUUUCUAAUGUUUUCAGGUCCGGGUUCAUCUUUCUCAUCAAAUAUACUAGUGAGGCUCCUUCCAAGGAAUCACAGGACCAUUUAAAGGAAGAUAGAAGCAUGUCAAAGAAUGAAAGUAGUUUUUUCCACCAACUAUUUAACAUUUCUUAUAUAGGCUCAUCUGAAUUAGUAGCUAUGAGUGUACUGGUAGAGUGUGCUUCAUUGAAAAUGAAGCAUGUGUCUGUGAAUGAUACUCAAAGCAAUAGAAUUUCAAGUUAUGGUUAAGUCUUGUGGAUUGUCGUGUAAGAUUGAUGCUUAAUUAUCUAUGGUUUGCGCUUAUGGAAAGGAAUAAUAAUAUUAGUUUUGAAAAGACCACCAGGAAUGCAAACAAAAAUCUUGCUGUUUUAAUAGCUGGCUCUGUAAUGGCUCUAUUGUGUGUGUGUGAACAUUUAACAACUAUAGCUUGAUUGGUAGUUCUGAUUAAGUUCAGUUUUGUGAUGGUACUUUUAAUGUGUAUUAGUGGUAGCAGCGGCAGAACUAGUUUUUUUCCCAGGCCCUGCAUGCUCAUAUGUUCUGCUACUCCCCAUUCAUAGUAAGUCCAACAGCUGGAAUUGGUUUGCAUUCAGUGACUUGGGAUGCAGUACAUAGUUGUGAACUCCAUGUCACAACAGUGUAGAAAGUGAUAUUUGGAAUAGAGAAAUAGCAGAAUUUGUGAAAAACAGUGGGCAAACAAAAUUUUAGCUACUGCUAGUUUUUUUCGAGUAUAAAGUAUUUGAUUGUUUUGCAGGUCCUGACAAUGAACACGUAAUUUCUGCUGCAGCUCUGUUUGCCGGUGGAAAAUGUAUGAAAGGAUUUUUUUUGAAACAAUCUGUGUUAUGUCCAGCAACCCUGAGCAUGGAAAAGCUGUCAACCUUGAAUAUUUCAGUUGUUUCAACAAGUAAAAUAUUUAAUAAAUGA